UUCGAGUCUCUGGUCCUUACCACGCCCUCCCAGUUGAAACCUCGCGACUCUACCUUGUUCCCCCAGCCCUGACGUCCAUGCCCCUGUCCCGCCCUGGCAGCCCUACGGAGGACUGACGCCGAGAGGGAACCCUGCGAUGAUUUUGGGGCGACAGGGCGAGGUCAGGGAACAGCCGAUGCAACAGAGAUACAGAGACAAGUUGAUCCUGAGGCCUGUGUACCCGCGCAUCGUCAUCUACAACCGUGUUCCGAAAUGUGCGUCAGCGACCAUGUUGCGAAUCUGCAGAAGCUUAUCGCAAAAGAACGGGUUUACCUUCAACAAUAUGAAGGAGACGGGCAGAAGUCACAAAGAGAGGGCGCAACAGAAGAGGCUUGCUAGCUGGAUCUUUAACCGGCCUCUUCACGGACGUCACUUCUUCUUUAAGCACAUGCCUUACCUCAACUUUUCGGGGUUAGGCUACUGGGAGCCUCGUUGGAUCAACAUAGUACGCCAUCCGGUUAAAAGACUGAUCAGUCAUUACUACUUCAAGAGGCCUCUGCAAACUUUGGAUGUCUGCAUCCAAACCGGAGUCUGCAAGUUUGAAAGGGGAAAAGAGAGGAUCGUUUCACAGAUCUGUUAUUUCUGUGGGUUUAACACUCAAUGUAGGUCGAGACUUACUUCGCAAACGUUUCAAGUGGCCAAGCAAGUGGUUGAGAAGGUCUUCGUGGUUGUGGGACUCCAAGAGGACCUUCAAAGCACGCUUCUAGUCUUGGAACACCUGAUACCCAAUUUCUUCUCAGGUGCUUCGAAACUGAAUUACGAGAAUUGGAACAUCCAGGCCACGAAACCAUCGACCUCCAACAGGACAUUAGCCGCACUCGAACGCAAGCUUAAAGUGGACAUUGAAUUCUACUAUUACCUUCAACAGCGAUUCUACAAACAGCUAGAAGAAGUCAAGAGACAUUACAGAGGUUUUAAAAUGUAAAUAAUAAUUGAUGGUAUCGUGUAUUGCCACGGUUUUGUAUGUUUUUUUUUUGUAAUUGAUAAUUCAUAAACGUACACAGGUGGGAGUGAAUGACCCAUAAAUCUACAAAUAAGGUAAACAUAAAUGCAGGAGUUUUGAUUACAUUUAACAAAAUAAAGUAAAGGAUAUUUUA
This is a messenger RNA of Penaeus monodon (black tiger shrimp), 1136 nucleotides long. RefSeq names its product uronyl 2-sulfotransferase-like. Gene Ontology annotation, cellular component: membrane. The transcript has 6 exons. Lineage: Eukaryota; Metazoa; Arthropoda; Malacostraca; Decapoda; Penaeidae. The record is from RefSeq and is a predicted model, not a curated record. Bases 137 to 964 code for a protein of 275 amino acids. Gene Ontology annotation, molecular function: sulfotransferase activity.